Molecule: messenger RNA, 2958 nt
Organism: Emericellopsis cladophorae
Lineage: Eukaryota; Fungi; Ascomycota; Sordariomycetes; Hypocreales; Bionectriaceae
Product: Type II inositol 1
Exons: 1
Coding region: 1-2958 (985 amino acids)
Biological process (GO): phosphatidylinositol dephosphorylation
Molecular function (GO): phosphatidylinositol-4,5-bisphosphate 5-phosphatase activity
Source: RefSeq, a predicted model, not a curated record
AUGGAAGAACAGAGCGAUUCUCUGACGUCCGAACCGGUUGACCUCACGAACGCGGCCACUGCGUCGCCCCAGUCGCUUGCGAAAGCCGUCCACGCGCGUCGAUCAGAAUACACGCGGCGGCACCAGAUCAAGGUAAAAAUUGGAUCAUGGAACGUCGCAGCCUGUCUUGGUACCGACAGGGAUCUUGCGCGAUGGUUCGUUGAUGGAGAGGGCCUGGAUCAACAGUUUGCGACGCUCAACCUUCGACAACACGCUGGCACAGAAACGACCGGGAAGGAGGCGCAAGGCGACGCGCACGACCCGAUCCGUCUUGUAGGGGGUGAAAAUGUGGGAUUGUACAUCUUGGGACUUCAAGAGGUCGUCGACUUGAACCUGACAAAGGAGUACAUGACGCGAGCUGUGUAUACGGAUAACAGUGCCACUCAGAAAUGGCAGGCCGCCUUGGAGGCAGCCAUGCCGGCUGGCUACACGCUUGUAUCUGUGGAGCAGAUGUUUGGAUUGUUGCAGCUCGUGUACGCCAGCCCAGAGCUUGCGCCAACCAUCGGGAACGUGUGCACCAGACAAGUCGGCACCGGCAUCGGAGGGUGGUUUGCGAACAAGGGUGCUGUUGCGACGCGACUCAUUCUUGGGGAGACUACGCGCAUGGUGUUUGUCAAUUGCCACCUCGCUAGUGGCGAGACAACGGCAAACCUAGACAGGCGGUGCGCUGAUGCAAAGCAAAUUGUGGCCAAGACACAAUUCGACCCUGUUGUCCAGGCUGGCGUUGAGGAAGACGAGGGAGAAGGUAUUGGCGCUGAGGAUUUCGCCUUUUGGUUCGGAGAUCUCAACUACAGACUGGACGGCCUGCCAGGUGAAGACAUUCGGAGGUUGCUUAUGUUGCAUACCCAGGGCGAAUAUGACCUGAGCAAGGGGUCGAAAACGGAUCCGCCUGAAGGUGAAGGCGUGAUAGUGAUGCGGAGCUCAGAAGACGACGAUAACACCACGACAACGUCCUCAUCAUCGCACUCGAGAAACCAGAGUCUUGAAUCUGAAAGCUCUCUACCAGAUCCAGACGACUUUCCCGAGGAUCCGAGUCAAGAUCCGACGUCACUACAAGCCACCCUGGACUCGUUGCUCCCGCAUGACCAGCUGAGAAGGGCGAUACGGGAGCGGAAGGCGUUUUACGACGGAUGGCGAGAGGGUCCCAUUACCUUUCCGCCAACAUACAAAUAUGACAUCGGGUCUGUUGGUCUGUUUGACUCGAGCGAGAAGCAGCGUGCGCCGAGUUGGUGUGAUCGGAUACUGUACCGCACGCGACGAGAUAAAGAAGUGUAUGAGGCAAAGAACAAAGAGGAGGAAGAAGCCAAGAAGAAGGAUACCGAGAUGAAACUCCGAGGAAUCGAAGACGACGAAGACGUGCUUUUCACGUACGACCCCGGUACGGACGGGGAAUCGCCGUCGGCAGAAGGGCCAGAGAUGGGCUAUGACGAGUACGACGAGAACGAAGAAGAACCAGAACCAGACGUCGUCACGACUAAGGACGGGUACGAAGACCGCAUAAAGUUGGAUAUAUACACAUCGCAUCAGGGAAUCACAUCAUCAGACCACAAGCCUGUGGUAUCUCUCUUCACACUGGAUUACGAUGCAGUUGUACCAGAACUCAAGAGCAAGGUCCAUGCCGAAGUCGCCAAGGAGUUGGAUCGCGCAGAGAACGAGGGGCGCCCUGGCAUCACGGUGAUAGCAGAGUCGGGCAAGGGCGCCGAUGAGAGCGCCAUUGACUAUGGCGAGAUCCAAUUCUUGGAGCGAAAGCUCGCAUCCGUGACUAUUGCGAACACAAGCGGCGUAUCCGCGACUUUUGGGUUUGUCGAGAAGCCACAGCACGGGGGCCUCGAGGAGAAUGUGUCCGACCGAUGGACAACUACGUCCUUCGCCAUCCCAGACGACGAGAACGCAGAAAGUGAGGCUCUAGGGAAGAGUGUCACGCUUGAGCCGGGCGAGACAGUACUUGCUCACGUUGCUGCAUAUAUAUCUUCAGUAUCUUUGCUUCAGAGUCUGAACAAUGGAAGCGCUAAGCUGGAGGACGUCUUGGUACUGCGUGUGGACGACGGACGAGAUCACUUCAUUCCAAUACGAGCAUCGUGGCAGCCAUCAUGCCUCGGUCGCUCUAUUGAUGAACUCAUCCGCGUCCCUGACGGCGGGAUUCGAUCAUUCAUCAAGCAAUGGGCUAUCGAGGGCUCAAUACCAAGUGAUACCGAGCAGAAGUUCUCAGCACCUCAGGAGCUCUUCAAGAUCACGACCGCCAUGGAAGAUCUUGCAGAGCGUUGCAUUGCUGACGAAGCAAUGUUAGAUGAGGUCACUGUGCCAAAAGCAGCGGGUUGGCCAUUGGAGGCCUCGACUUGGACAGCUCCAUCUUCUACCAUGGAUGAGCUCAGCGGCCGGCUAGUUACGGCCUUAGACACGGGAGAGUCUCUAGUUUCGUCGCUUCCUGUCGAAACAAGCUCAGCGCACAAGCUAGAGGCCCUAAGCUCGAUACUGCUGCUAUUCCUGUCGAGCCUAACGGACGGGAUCAUACCCUACCAUCUUUGGCUCAAGAUCGAAACGGCGUUGGCCACCUUGUCACCUGCAAGGCCACCCGACGCGAAGCAGAAGCUUUUGGAUACACUCACUAUAGCUCCAUCCCACAACAUUGCAUUUGUGUUUCUCACCACGGCUUUGUCGAGAAUCGCGACCGAAUUGACACCACCUGCUCCUGCCUCGACACCAGUCCCUGUGCGGAGACUGAGUUUCCGCAAACCGCCGACGGGAGGCAACGAGGCAGCGACCAUCAAAGGGCGACGAGCAAAAGAGAGGAGGUUCUCCGAGAUCAUAGCACCCAUGAUAUGCCGCUCAACAGAGGCCAACGCUCCGAAAGACAAACACACCAAAGAGCGGGAACGAGUAAUGAUUGAAGUCUGUGUACGCGCCGAGGAUGCUCUCUAG